AUGGAGGGACGUGUGACGCACCAAGGCUUGCGGGCGCACACCGCCGAGGGUUCAGCGGGGCGAAUCACACAAGCGGGGUUAGCGGCCCGUAGCCCUGAAGGGACAGCGGCCAAAGGUAUGGCUAUCAAAGGCCACGAGGACCUUUGGGUGGAGAUACAGGCCAACACCUUCAGGAAUUGGGUCAACGAAACCCUAAAGCCAAUGAAUAUAAAGGUCGUAGAUUUGGUGGAAGAUUUUCGAGAUGGAACCGUGCUGUGUUCGUUGGUAGAAGCUCUUCAGGGACGAAAAUUAAGAGGUUGGAGUCAGAAGCCGACAAAUCAACACCACAAGCUGGAGAAUGUCACCAAUGCGCUACAAGCUAUAGAAGACGAUGGCGUCAAACUUGUCAAUAUCGGUAACAUGGACAUCGUUAAUGGUAAUCUAAAAUUAAUAUUGGGACUCAUUUGGUCACUCAUCGUUCGGUACCAAAUCGGCCGGAGCAAAUUCCCACCAAGGAAGUUGAUGCUAUCAUGGCUUCAGGCAUCGCUGCCAGAGUGCCGCGUCAACAACUUGACAACUGAUUGGAACAGCGGUAUUCUACUCUCAGCACUGCUCGACUACUGCAAGCCCGGUGUUUUCCCGCACUGGCGGGAGCUCAAUCGUCACGAGGCGGUGGAGAACUGUCGACGAGCGAUGAGGCUGGCACACAGAGAACUCGAAGUACCUAUGGUCUUAGAACCUGAAUACUUAGCAUCUCCUUGGCUGGAUGAGCUUUCGGGGAUGACAUAUCUGUCCUAUUUUAUGAAACCGGACUCAGCAGGUUUUCGAUCAACACUUGAAUGGGUCAACUCGCGACUGGAAAGACCAAUUACUAACUUUACGACCGACUGGAAUGACGGGCGCGUGGCAAAUGAGUUGGUUCGUUCAAUCGGAGGGCCAGCACCGCCACCAAGCCGAUUGCGUCGAGACCCUGCACGUUGGGAAGAAAAUAACCAGCUAGCUCUAGAUGCAGCGAAGAAAAUUGGUGUACAGCCAGUAUUAUCAGCGCGAGAUAUGAGCCAAAGCGAGGUAGAUCACUUGGGAUUGAUGACGUGGGCCACUCAUUUAAGAAAUGUGCCUCCUCGCCCACCUGUACAUGAUAUGUUACGUGUCGCACUUGAUUCUACGUCCGGAAGAGUCGGAGAGCCCACCUACAUAAAGAUCGAGAGUGUGUCCAAUGACUUGUCCGUAUCGGAGGUGAAAGUGUUGAUUGUGAACCCAUUGGAGCAAGAGUCUAGACUAAAGUUAGAUGCCCGAGGGGCUGGCGAGUUUGUCCCUGAGCACGCUGGUAUGCACGAAAUUGUUCUCACAGUUGAUGACAUCAGAGUGGAUGGAAGAUAUUUCUUCAGAGUUUUACCAAGAUUAGUGACAGUUCCACCACCAGGCAUGGCGCCUUGUGCCAUAGGAAGUAUUGUGGAAGUACUAGUCAGUGCCACAGGUGCACCAAGAAGACAAGACAUCGACGUUACCGCACAUUCCCCUAGCGGACGUGCCGUCCCACUCGAAGCUCGACACCCACCUCCAUCAGCACCUGGUACAACAGCCUCGAGUGCCACUUUCCAACCUGAUGAAGCAGGAACAUGGACAAUAGCUAUUACUUACAAAGGCGAUCAUAUUCAGGGUGGUCCUUUUACGUGUGAAGUGUUCGAUCCUGCUGGGGUUCGAUUAAGUGCAGGGGCUCUGGAAGGAGCAGAGCCACUAAAGCCUCACUCUUUCGAACUAGACACAAGCGGUUGUGGAGUCAAAGGCGACCUACAGCUAGACAUUGUUCAUGAUAAACGCAGUGUCAUGUGCGCAUUAGAAAAACUCUCUGCAACCAAAUACCGCGCGACCUUCAUGCCUAAAGCACCUGGAAAACACAGAUUGUACAUAUAUUUCAACGGAUACGACGUUCACGGCUCACCGCACGUGUUUAGGGUGGGAUCUCGUUCGAAGAAGCCUCGUGACAGCUCGAGUCCUUCGCCAGCUUAUGCAAGGAUAUCUAGUCCAGUUACUCGUCUCAGAUCUGAAAGUCCUAUGAACCAAUAUAAUUUACACGAAUCAAAUAUUUCUAAGCACACGAGCUCUAUAGAUCGUCGAGAUGAGAGACGUGAUUCCAAUGAUUAUUUCAAGUCUUCUUACGAUUCAGAAAACAAAGAAAAAAGUUUUGACAUGACCGAUUCCGCUUACUCAACAUCAAAGGCUACUAAGAGGGAAACCUAUACGAGAUAUGGCUCAGAGAGUCCUAGGAAUAGAACAGCCAGUCCAAUAACAACAAAACAUUUAGGGAAUGGUUCACGAUUGGAUGUCAAUAGGUCUGGGAGUCCGUAUAGAGCGAGCAGUCCAUACCGCGCCACAAGUCCAGUGGGCCGGACUACAAGUCCCCUUAUCCGAAAAGAUAGCCCUUUGAACAGAACGGCCAGUCCAAUUAACAGAGUAAACAGCCCGAUAGAGCGCUACAGCCCUGUGACCUCAACAAAGCGCGUGGUCGAGAAGCGUUCCAACUAUAAAAUGUACAGCUCGUACAGCGGGUCACAGGACAAUUUGGACCAAGGCAGUCCUUGCUCAUCGUUGGAGAAUGAACGCAGAAGACUGGGUAGUCCAAGCAGGGGAGAUCCGGGUGGAAAACCGUAUCAGGCGCGAACAGACUGGGAGAGUGUAGAAAAAACAAGACAAAUGAUGAGCGCUAACAGCCUCGACUCACCGAACAGCCCAGCGGAACGUUACCACGGACAGAACACUCUGGACCGCGAGACAAAACGCAACACUCAACUCAAUAAGUUCGGCGACUACUCACGCGACUCAUUCAACAAACACCUUGACCGGUUGGCAGAUGACAGAGAUUCGGAUACUUACACCAGUCGACAAGAGAUCAGCAAGCGCGAAAUACGAGAGAGCACAUAUGUUGUACGGGACUCAUCGUACAGUAGCGUAGAGGAGAAACAACAGCAGUCUUUUUUAUCCAAUAGGCCCCCCCGCGACCCGGCUGGGGGGGCCCGAACUGAGACGGACGCCGCACACGGACGUUUCAGACCAAUACAAAGGGAUUAUAAUAGAGGUGCCAAAGGAAUAUUUGUAAAACCAACUCACAGGGGAGUUGUAGGACAACCAGUUGAGUUCAUUGUGGACGGUAGUACGGCAGGACCUGGUCAUCUGGAACUUGAAGUUUCUGGUGGUAAUGGUGCGUUGGUGGCCAGCUCAGUUCGUCCACUUGGCGGCCACCGGUAUGCCGCCGCAUUCACGCCCCGAGUGUCGCAACCACAUACAGUCAGAGUUACAUUCAAUGAUGAGCAUGUACUAGGAUCUCCGUGGAAGGUCGAGGUGAUGGCAGGGCCGGCGGGUGGCGGAGGAGGGGAGCCCACUCGGCUGAUCCCUGCAAGAGUUCCAGCCGUCUUCGAAAUAACCACCUCACCAGGGACGGCUACGUUCAGUAAAAAUGAGGUUGGUGUAACAGUGACAGCUCCCUCUCGUCGGCCGGUCACUGCACGAGUUCUGGACGUGGCUGAGCGACCAGGUGUCUACCGCAUCGAGUUUACGCCUGAGGAAGUCGGCACACACUUGAUCGAUGUAUCAAUAGGUGAGGAUAAGCUGGCUGCUGGCCCACUGGUUGCCAAAGUAUACGAUGCUAGCCUCAUCAAAGUCACAGAUGUUGGAAACGCGGUUGUGGAACAGAAAUGCCAGUUCAAAGUUGAUGCUAGCGCGGCAGGUGAGGGGCAGUUGGAAAUAUCAAUAAACGAAGGCGAGGUCCCAAAUAACGUGCAGGUCGUUGGAGGUGGAAGAUGUCUUGUAUUUUGGCGUCCUGAAGUAGCAACGCCUCACCGAGUAGAUAUUAAGUUCAACGGAGAACCAGUGCCAUCGUCUCCUUUUAUAUUUCACGUAGCGCCUGCACAAAGAGUUACCAUUGACACGUCACAAGUUGAACUUAUCCCAGUCGGAGAAGUAGCAUCAUGUUCUGUUCGGGUGGAAGGUUCGGCCGGAGGAGAGUUAACUGUAACUGUGCGUGGACCUAGGGGAGAAGUUCCUGUUCGUCUGACAGGAGAUGCUGUUACCGGUUUAGUCGCCAGCUUUACACCAAAGAAUGUCGGACCACAUACACUUACUGCACAGUAUAACAACCAAAUAGUGCCAGGCACACCGUUCAUAUGCAAAGCUUAUGACAGCAAGUUAGUCAGCGUCAGUGGAGGUGCUUCAGCCAGGGUUGGAGUUCCAGUGCAGUUAGCUGUUGAUGCUGCACUGGCUGGUGAAGGCAAUCUAGAAAUCACUGUUGCUGCAAGAGGUCUUAAUAUUCCCACACAAGUUCACCCCCAGGGAAAUGCUCGGUUUAUGGUAUCUUUUAAUCCAACAGAAGCGACUGACCAUGUAGUCAAUGUCUCAUUUAAUAAAAUGCGAGUACCUGGCUGUCCGUUAAUCAUCCAGGUGUCUGAAGGUGGCGGUGGAGUUGCCCGUGUCACCGUACCAGGCCCUGCACCAUUACAUCAACCAGCCACGCUCACAUUACACCACUCUACUGCCACUCUUGACCAGAUAGAAGUUAAUGUUGAGGGGUGUCACCAGAAGUGGUCGGACGCAGGGCCCAACGGCGCGUCGGUGCCCGCGGCUGUGGCGGCGGCCGGCCCCGGGGUGUUCCGGGCCGAGUUUGUACCGCGAGCUGUUGGAGAACACCGGCUCAACGUGCUCGUCGAUUCUGUGCCUAUACCCGCCAGUCCUUUCCAUUUAAAAGUAUAUGACGUCACUGCUAUUAGAGUAAAAGAUGUCACACACGGAACUGUCGGAAAGCCAGUAACGUUUUUAGUGGAAACCAUGGCAGCUGGUCCAGGUAACUUAGAAGUAACAGUAAACGGUGGACGAGUACCUACAGCUGCAGCCGCACAAGGAGCGCACACUUACGCAAUCAGUUUCACACCAAGAGAUCCCAGGCCACAUACUGUUGAAUUGAGAUUCAACGGAGACCAUGUACCAGGCAGUCCAUUCGUAUGCCAUGUGUCCGCACCAGCUAGAGUGAUAGGAGCGGGCUCAAGCGAAUCUCCUGACAAAGUAUCCGUCGGUGAAGCCUACACCUUCAGUGUAGAUUCGCCAACCUCUCCUCACGUCGAAGUGCUCGGACCAGCCAGACGACCCGUCUCAGUACAGGUUUCAGCUGAAGAGACAAUCGGAGAAAAUGAGGCCAGCAAACGAUAUACCAUAUCUUUCGUACCUGUCGACGUAGGCGAUCACAGUAUUGAGGUACGCGCAGGGGCUAUGGGCGGACAUGUUGAAGGCAGUCCAUUUCUUGUGAAAGCCUACAGCGCAGCGCGAGUCAACGUCACGGAUAUUUCACCCGGUGUUGUAGGCAGACCUGUCUCAUUCACCAUCAAUGCUUCGCACGCCGGUGCUGGUAACUUAGAAAUAAUAGUAGCUGUAAACGGUAGAAAUGUACCGAACUAUGUGCAGAGUGAAGGGAACGCAAGGUUUAAGGUGAACUUCAAACCCGUUGAGGCAGCUCCACAUACAUUAUCCGUCCGAUUUAACGGUCAAGCAGUACCAGGAUCACCGUUCACGUGCACAGUAACUGCACCAGCUCCAGCAGGAGAUGCACGGGCAUCGGGACCCGGCUUGGUAUCUGCCCCAAGAGCUGAGCCUGCCGAUAUACAUAUCACUGGCUGCCAUUCUGGUGAACCAGCGGUAUACGUUGCUGGACCUGGCGGUACCAACGUCCGCACGCGAGUGUCCCCGACAGGCGAGGGUCGUUACACCGCAACGUACACACCAGAAGCUGUUGGGAGACACACAGUGCAGAUCACGUGCGCCGGUCGACAUGUGCCAGGAUCGCCCUUCACUUGCAACGUAUAUGACGUUAAACGUGUCAGAGUCACUGGAUUGGGCCCUGGAGAACUUGAAGGUACACUCGAGGGACUCAGCUUAGAUGACGGGGUUGAAGAGGAGCGCGGAGUGGAAGUAGGCAAACCGGUGACAUUCAGUGUGGACGCAGCCGGCGCUGGCGAAGGGACUUUAGAACUUGUUGUAUCUACACCUUCUACUACUGUCAAGGCUGAGGUCGUAGCUGUCGCCCGCGGUCUAUACGACGUCACGUUCGUACCAGUUUCACGAGAGCCACACCGUGUAUCCGUCACUUUUAAUGAGCAACCAGUACCCGGAAGCCCCUUCGUAUGUCGAGUCAGCGAGCCACACACAUAUGUACAAAUAGGUGGAGUAGCAACAGUAGAAAUAGAUGAAAAUUUAUCUGAUGUUGAAGUAAUCUCCCCAACUGGGACUCGAGUGGCCGAAGCUCACUUGGAAGAUACAGGACUCCUCACAUUCCCAGCGAGUCGUGUCGGUAGAUAUGUGGUGAGGAGUUCAAGGGGGCCGGUAGCUGACGUAGAAGCGCUCGACGCCUCUGCUGUCCAAGUACUAUCUAUUGGCGAUGCUGUUGCUCAUCGACCAGCUGUACUUACUGUAAACACAAGUGGCGCGGGCAACGGUCGGCUAUCAGGCCGGGUCACUUGCGGAGGUGCAGGUGUGCCACAUUCAGUUCGACGUAGGGGUGGAUCUAGACAGGAAGUCGUGUGGCACCCAGCCAGAGCAGCACCUCACCGUUUGACGUUGCUAUGGAGUGGCUCACCUAUAUCCAACCAGCCAUUGAUCAUCGACGUGCAGCCCGCACACCACUCCCAGGAGGUGGCGGCCUCCGGUCUCGGUUUGUACCAAGCGCAAGUGAAUCGUGUUGCAUCGUUUAGUAUUGAUACUCUCGGUCGUCCAGCGAGGGAGUUUGACGUGGUUGUCUCUGGUCCUGGUUCAAGAGCACUGCCAGUCAGGUGUUAUCAGACUAAGUCGGGGUUAUUGCAGGCCGAGUAUACGAUCACCGAAGUUGGUCAGAGCACGAUAGAGGUUUUACACUUAUCAAAACCUGUAUCUGGCAGUCCAUUCACUUGUGAGUCGUUCGAUCCGAAUAAAGUUAUUAUAUCUGGAUUACCUACAGGAAACAUUAUCGCACAAACACCUAUCAAUUUCACAGUUGACACAAAAGACGCUGGUGUAGCGGAACUUGAAGUGGUAUGUGAAGCGAUGGGCGAACGUCGCGUACGUCUACCAGUCGAUAUUAGAGAAGAUGGACACACAUAUAGAGUGCGUUUGCGACCCACUGUUCCUGCUCAUUACAGAAUAUACAUCACUCAUGGUGGAGCGAACGUGACAGGCAGCCCCGUCUCCCUGGGCAUACUGAGCGGUCGGAGCAGCAGCGUGGCGCGCUGUGCGGGCACCGGGCUAGCGCACGCGCACGUCGGGAAGGAAGCCGCCUUCACCAUCAACUGUACAGAGGACACGCCGCCUACUGUACAGGUCGAAAGAUUAACAACAGAUGAAAAAGAGGACAGUCAGGACUCUGGUCUUUUAGAGUGUCGAGUAGUAGCAGGUGCAGCGCGCGAGUGGCUCUGUGCGUACAUACCGCUGGUUGUGGGGCUCUACGAGGUGCGGAUAUUCACCAGCAGUGGACCACUCCCCGGUAGCCCAUUCUCCGUUAAGGUCAUAGACACUUCAGCAAUCGUCCCAGUUGGCGGUUGGGGAGCAGACGCGUCGGGACGUGUGCGAGCGCCAUCAAAACUUGUUCUCGACACAAGUAACGCUGGCCCCGGCACACUUGAAUGUUUGCUAGCGGGAAGACAUCAACGUGUGGAAACGGUGUCGGGUCGGGCCGUGGUGAGCCUGUCGGGCGAGGCGGGCGGCGAGCAGGAGCUGGAGCUGACGUACAACGGCGCGCUGGUGGCGGGUGCGCCGCGCCGCGCGCUGCUGGCGCCGCCCGCCUCCGCCGACCGCGUCACGCUCGCCGGCCGCGGCCUCGCGCACGCCUCGCCCCACGCGCCCGCCGUCUUCACCAUCGAUGGGAGUGCAGCCGGUCCAGGUGCUCCAGAAGCAUCUUUAAUGUCUCCAGACGGCGACAAUAUCCCUGUACCAUUAACAGCAGCUGGACCGGGCUUAUGGAGAGCUACUUACACGCCACGAAAUGUAGGAGACCAUCAACUUCGAGUUCUAUGGGCUGGAAGACUCGUUAAAGGCUGUCCGCUGACGGUGAGCGUGUCGGCGGGCGGGGAGAGCGGGGACGCGUCCCGCGUGGUGUGCUCGGGGCCGGGGCUGGCGGGCGGCGUGCUGGGCCGCGACAUCCGCGCCUGGCUCGACACGCGCCGCGCCGGGCCCGGCGAGCUCACCGCGCACUGCACCGGGCCCAACAAGGUGGCGUACUGUGAACUUUACGAGCACGGCGAUGGCACGUUUACCCUGAAUGUGAAGCCAGCGGAGGCGGGUAGACAUAUGCUCAGCAUACAGUUCGCCGGAGAACACGUGCCGGGGUCGCCUUUCGUACUCAAAGUUGCAGGUGCUCCCGACCCUUCAAAGGUCCGCGUUUAUGGUCCGGGUGUGGAACCAGGCGUGCUGGCUACAUUCCAGUCGCGAUUCCUAUGUGACACACGCGGUGCAGGAGCAGGACAGCUGACGGUGCGAGUGAGAGGACCUAAAGGCGCUUUCAGAGUUGAGAUGCAGAGAGAGAGCCAGAAAGAUCGCACUAUACUUUGUAAAUUUUCACCAACGGAACCAGGCGACUAUCGAGUAGAAGUUCGGUGGGCUGGCCGUCACGUUCCAGGGUCCCCCUUCCCCGUCAUGAUCUUCGACACGCAAGAAGAACUUCGCCGCUACCUACAGGCCAGCGCUGCUUGA
Messenger RNA from Arctia plantaginis, 8679 nucleotides. NCBI's taxonomy places the organism in Eukaryota, Metazoa, Arthropoda, Insecta, Lepidoptera, Erebidae. The record is from the annotation of a GenBank genome assembly.